AUGAAGAAGUCCACCAACCAAUACCAGGCCGUUCCAUCAAAAGGCAGACCCUAUCGCACCAACCCUCCAGCAAACAGGCCGGAGAGGACAACGAACUCUCCGGCCGGUGCGUUCUACGAAACAUCACCAACCAACUCUCAACAAUCAACAUCAGAGGCAGCACUCUUAACAAACCCCCAAUGGGAAAUCACGCCACUUCGACCCCCAUCAUUCUGGGGAACGCAUCAACAAAUGACCCUCAAGAACAGGUCCGAGGAGUUAAUUAGAGGUCGCAUCGUGGAUCAUCAAGAUCUUGUUCAAUACAUCAAAAAUCGUGGUCUCAAAUCUGUUAUCUUGGAAGACAACAUGAAAGAAUUGGCAGACAUCUACAAGCUCUCGGUACAGUACACUGGCACCCAAAUGUCACUUAAGGGUCUCAAACCCAGCGAAAUGUACUUGACUAUCAGAAUCAUUAAUUAA
Acytostelium subglobosum LB1 is the source of this 459-nucleotide messenger RNA. RefSeq lists its product as hypothetical. The coding region runs from base 1 to 459 and encodes 152 amino acids. The record is from RefSeq and is a predicted model, not a curated record. NCBI's taxonomy places the organism in Eukaryota, Evosea, Eumycetozoa, Acytosteliales, Acytosteliaceae. The transcript has a single exon.